This is a messenger RNA of Nicrophorus vespilloides, 537 nucleotides long. It is a transcript of the gene l(3)neo43, whose product is annotated as cytochrome c oxidase assembly protein COX16 homolog, mitochondrial. Bases 71 to 346 code for a protein of 91 amino acids. The record is from RefSeq and is a predicted model, not a curated record. Gene Ontology annotation, cellular component: mitochondrial inner membrane. Gene Ontology annotation, biological process: mitochondrial respiratory chain complex IV assembly. NCBI's taxonomy places the organism in Eukaryota, Metazoa, Arthropoda, Insecta, Coleoptera, Silphidae. The transcript is spliced from 2 exons.
UGGAGUGAAGUUGAUCACGAGGAAACGUCAAUUCCGAUUUGAAUUACGAAAACAAUUGAAAUUGUUCAAUAUGACUCUGAUGAAUAGGCGAUCGUUCAAAUACGGAAUUCCGUUCCUGCUUGCGAUUGUCGGCGGUUCCUUCGGCCUCAAGGAGUUCGCUCAGCUCAGGUACACAUUCUCGAAGAAGUCGACGGUGAAGGAGGACAUCAAGAGGAGCGGUAUGGAGGUGAAGGAUCAGAAGGAGAGUUCCAUAGAGAAGCAGUACGAGAAGCUGAAGGAUAUGGAUUUGGAUAAUUGGGAGCAGGUGCGGGGUCCGCGACCCUGGGAGGAAAAAGCGUCUGCAUAGAUAUUGCCAGACGCAGGCAUUGCUUGCUCACUCACUAGUCUAGUAUGUAUAAUAAUAUAUUUAAAAAAAAUAUAAUAAUAAAUGAUACACGGUGAGAGGACUGCAACAAAAAAAAACAACAACAAACAAAACCCCAAUUUUAGAUAUUACAAAUGUUUCUCUCUACAGUCCACGUUCAUCCAUAGCAAACA